UUUGCCGAUGCCAGUUAUUGUUGGCAUCCACGCAAAGACACUUUAUUGUUCGGCUUUUUUAGGCUACCCCGAUCGCCUCGACCUUCCGGAAGACUCUUCACCGGAUACAGAGACUCUCCCAGUCAGACGGCCGUAGCGAAUCCCCGCUCUUCCGAUCUGAGAUUUCAUCUGAAUUGCUAAUUUGAGACGAUGAGUGAGGUAUUUGAAGGAUAUGAGCGCCAAUACUGCGAGUUUUCAGCGAAUCUUUCGAGGAAAUGUACCGCUGCUGCUGCGCUUGAUGGAGAGAAAAAGAAGCAAAAGAUUUCAGAGAUAAAAGCUGGAGUGGAUGAAGCAGAAACAUUGAUUAGGAAAAUGGACCUUGAGGCAAGGAGUUUACAGCCAAAUGUGAAAGCAGCACUUCUUGCUAAACUAAGGGAAUAUAAAUCUGAUUUGAACAAUCUGAAAAGUGAAGUUAAAAGAAUUGCAUCUGGCAAUGCAAGCUUGGCUGCAAGAGAUGAACUGUUGGAGUCAGGAAUGGCUGAUGCACUGACGGCAUCAGCUGAUCAAAGGGGAAGAUUAAUGAUGUCAACUGAGAGAUUAAAUCAUUCCAGUGAUAGAGUCAAAGAGAGUAGGAAAACCAUGCUGGAGACAGAAGAGCUGGGUGUUUCAAUUCUCCAAGAUCUGCAUCAACAGAGACAAUCUCUCUUACAUGCUCAUAACACGCUUCAUGGAGUGGAUGACAACAUUGGAAAGAGUAAGAAAGUAUUGACUAACAUGUCAAAGAGGAUGAGUAGGAACAAGUGGAUUAUUGGCACUGUCAUUGCAGUCCUUGUCCUUGCUAUCAUUUUGAUUUUGUACUUCAAACUUAGAAAAUAGUCAAGGAGGUUGGCUUCUGUUCUGGUGGCUGCGGCUGCGGCUGCGGCUGCCUCAAGAGAAAUGUUCGUCUUUCCUGCAUUUAAACUUGUUCUUGGUUUGUGAGUACCUACAUAAACAUAUUGCGGAUGAUGUGAAUUGUCAUAUACUUUCGGAUAUUCAUGGUUGUUGAAUACUUGGAUAUUCUUUCGGAAACUAAUUGUGUGGGAUUCUCUUGUAUAAAUUGUAUACUGCCAUUAUAUUGUGCAAAAACCGAAACCGAGUGUUGUGCAUG
Tripterygium wilfordii is the source of this 1126-nucleotide messenger RNA. Its product is annotated as vesicle transport v-SNARE 13-like. Lineage: Eukaryota; Viridiplantae; Streptophyta; Magnoliopsida; Celastrales; Celastraceae. The record is from RefSeq and is a predicted model, not a curated record. The transcript is spliced from 6 exons. Gene Ontology annotation, cellular component: endoplasmic reticulum membrane; ER to Golgi transport vesicle membrane; late endosome membrane. Gene Ontology annotation, molecular function: SNARE binding; SNAP receptor activity. Gene Ontology annotation, biological process: intracellular protein transport; vesicle fusion; vesicle-mediated transport. Bases 190 to 855 code for a protein of 221 amino acids.